Thlaspi arvense is the source of this 492-nucleotide messenger RNA. Lineage: Eukaryota; Viridiplantae; Streptophyta; Magnoliopsida; Brassicales; Brassicaceae. The record is from the annotation of a GenBank genome assembly.
CACACUUUCCAUCAACUUCUGUUAUAAAAAAAUGGAGAGUAAAAAAAUUGCUGUAUUUAUGGCGAUGAUGUUGGCGAUUGGAAAUCUUAUAAUUGAAACAGAGGCUAUAGAUAUAGCUUUUCCAUUCUGUUACUCUGGAUGUUAUUCAGUGUGUAUUCUUAAUCCAUUCAUAAGCAAAACAAAAUGUGACAACAAAUGUAUUCAGGAAUGUAUAAAACCUGGUUUUGAGAUAAAGCGAAACACAGUUGAUCAAAUUAACCAUUUCUGUGAAAUCGGUUGUGUUACUCAUCGAUGUGUUUUUGUUGAUAAUCAAAAUAUGGAGGUAGAUGCGGAGAAGACUGCGGUGUGUGCGAACUCAUGUUCGGACAUAUGCAAUAAAAAGAGCUAAAAGGCAAUACAGUUAAACUAGUUUUAUUUAAUAUCAAUGUAAUGUUUAAAUAAAGACAAUAUUAAUCAUUGAUAUGUAUCGAUCUAAUAUUCAAUAUAAAUAAA